CAUACAUUGUUUUGUAUAUACUGUAUAUGAUGACUUCAGUGGGCAGUGAACGUACCCGGGGCACUCGGGACAAAAUGCAAAUUUCAGCUGCACAGCCAACACAACCACAGAAGCAAGUCGUACAGGCAACAGCGGAACAGAUUCGCCUUGCUCAGAUGAUCUACGAUAAGAAUGACGCAGAUUUUGAAGAUAAAGUGAAACAACUUAUGGAAGUGACGGGGAAAAACCAGGAUGAGUGCAUAGUGGCACUACAUGAUUGUAAUGGGGAUGUGAACAGAGCAAUCAACAUACUGCUGGAAGGAAGUUCAGAUACGACUUCUUGGGAGACUGUAGGGGGAAAGAAGAAAAGCCUUGGAAAGGAAGGUUCAGAAAACAGAGAGAACAGAGAGAAACGAGGGGACAGAGAAGUGAGUCGUGGACGGGGAACUUCCAACAGACGGGGAAGAGGAGGCAGCCGUGGCCGAGAGUUUAGAGCUGAAGAGAAUGGAGUGGACAACAAUCAAGGAGACAGGCCUUCAGACCGUGGGAAACGUGUCCGUGGGAGAGGGUUUGGACGUGGCAGAGGGAGAGGAACGGGGAGGUUUUCAGCCCAAGGCAUGGGGACAUUUAACCCUGCUGACUAUACGGCGUCUUCUGCCACUGAUGGCUUUGGGACAAAACCAGAGAUUUGGGAGACUGGUCAGAAUGAUGCAGAUGAUGGAACUGGAGCAUGGAAAAACUCAAUAGAAGAAUGGACAGCCGAAGACUGGAAUGAGGAUCUUUCUGAAACGAAAGUCUUCACAGCUUCAUCUGUUCCAGCUGAGAAUCAUGUGACUCCAGGACAAAGCAUUGAUUUAGUGACACUCCUUCAAAAGCCAGUGACAUCUACCCAGGAGGCAGAAGGAAACUCAUUUGAGUCUCCCCAGCAGCAGACCUUUGGCCAAGCCUUAGUCUUCACAAAUUCUCAGCACAGCACCCAGAUGGCAUCAGGAACUGCUGGCUCCAGGGUUGUAAACUCUUACUCUCCCCAAAGUCUGUCUACAGUUCUUUGUUCUGGCUUUGGAGAACUCAGAUCCUCUAAACUGGCAAACUCUACUGGUUCCCAAAUCUUGGAUCAGUUGAAAUCUCCAGGGUUGGGUCAGUUUUCCUCUGAGCCAAACAACAGUAGUUCUGCCACCACUGGCACAGCUGCUGCAUCAUCCUGGGAUCUAAAACCACCUAUUCCUCAGUCCUCAGUCCUCGGUCAGUUUGACUUCAAAUCCCAGCCUGACCCAUCCCCAGUUCUCAGCCAGCUGACACAGCGACAGCAACAACAAAUGCAGGUGGUUCCUGUUCCUCCUCCUGGGCUGGAGUCAUCCUCCUCCCAAGUGAAACUCCAAGAGCCAUCACCAGUGGACACCUCUACAGCUGUUAGCAAAAUGUUACAGCUCCCCACUGUAUCUAUGGAUAACCAGGCAGUGACUGUCCAUCAGACCCAGCACAAACAGAUAAAACCACCAAAACGGAGGAUAGCUCCAGCAUCCAAGAUUCCUGCCUCUGCAGUGGAGAUGCCUGGAUCAGCAGAUGUGACAGGGUUAAAUGUUCAGUUUGGAGCUCUUGAGUUUGGAUCAGAGCCUACGCUCCCAGAGUUUGGAUCAACUUCAAGCAGUGAGAAUCCCAGCCAGUCGACCAACAAUAGCUUAUACUCAAAAUCUGUAAAUGAUCCUUUGAAUACCUCUUUGCCAAUAUCCAAUACAGUACAGGAGUCCACCUACACAACCUCUGCCAUCAGCUCUUCCAGCCUGACCUGCUCAUCCCAGAGCACUAGCCCAGUAACAACUUCCUCCUAUGACCAGACUUCUGUGCAUAGUAGGAUAGCGUACCAAAGCUCCAUGGCUCCGUCUGAUUCAACCCCUGUUGCAGUUACGAACGGACACAGCAGUGUUAGAACACAGGCAACCCUUGACACACCUAAGACAGAGCCUUCUCCUUCACUACCUUCAGCUGGUUCUCUGCCCAGUGUGGUGUCCACCACAGCCUCGAUUCUGCCUUCAGCAUCUCAGCACGUGGCAGCAUUGGCCAGCUUGCCUCAGUCCAGUGAUCUGGCCAGCAGCUCACUCUCCCAAUUAAGCAGCUCCCUUUCCAAUCAUCAGAGCAGCCUCUCCCCUGUUUCAGUGUUGUCUUCAGGCACAUCACAUGUGCAUACUAGUAUUGAGAACACGACAUCGCUCCAGCCCUCAACAACCUUUUCAGCUGCUUCAACCUCAGCCACUAGCACCACAUCCUCAGUUAUCAGCAUGGCAAGCAGUAUGAACACUACAAACAGCCUUGGCCUGAGCGUUACCAGUGUGUCUAUACAAGCUUCUACCACACGGGCAGCUCCCUUAGUGUCUUCAGGCAAAGCUCCCCCAAACCUGCCCCAAGGUGUACCACCCUUGUUGCAUAACCAGUAUAUUGUGGGACCUGGAGGACUACUGCCUGCCUACCCAAUUUAUGGUUAUGAUGAUCUUCAGAUGCUUCAAUCCAGGCUGCCAAUG
Molecule: messenger RNA, 2495 nt
Organism: Acanthisitta chloris (rifleman)
Lineage: Eukaryota; Metazoa; Chordata; Aves; Passeriformes; Acanthisittidae
Gene: UBAP2
Product: ubiquitin associated protein 2
Exons: 20
Cellular component (GO): nucleus; cytoplasm
Molecular function (GO): protein binding
Source: RefSeq, a predicted model, not a curated record